Messenger RNA from Hypomesus transpacificus, 1353 nucleotides. RefSeq names its product protein phosphatase 1 regulatory subunit 12B-like. Lineage: Eukaryota; Metazoa; Chordata; Actinopteri; Osmeriformes; Osmeridae. The coding region runs from base 552 to 1106 and encodes 184 amino acids. Gene Ontology annotation, molecular function: phosphatase regulator activity; protein kinase binding; enzyme inhibitor activity. Gene Ontology annotation, cellular component: cytoplasm. The transcript has 8 exons. The record is from RefSeq and is a predicted model, not a curated record.
CAAAGCACCUGUUGUCAGCGGUGGAAUGGUAAUAAUCGGAUGUUGUUCAGAAGUCCAGCGAGCCAUGUCUGUCCAGCUCCUGAGUGCUGCUCCUCUCUCUCCCAGACUCUCCCUCGUCUGAAGACUGUGGACCCUCACGCACACACGGACGUACGCUGGGCUUCACAGUAGAGCACCUUGGGUCACCAAGCUGCAGCUGCACCUACCUUCUCAGGGGUUCUCUAUCUGUGGAACAAUGUUCUACUGAAGUCAGGGGUUCUAUAUCUGUGGAACAACAUUCUACUCAACUCAAAAGUUUGUUCUCUGAUAGCAACAUUUUCUAUCUUUGGAACAACAUUCUACUGAACUUAGGGUUCUCCAUCUGUGGAACAACGUUCUAAGUACUAAACAGAAGUCAUGGGCUUCAUUUGAAACAUAUCGAUCCAUCUUUUGACUACAGUUGGACUACAAUUGAAACACACCGUGGACCACAGCUGGACUACAGCUGGACUACAGCUGGAAGUCACUGAGCCAAGCGUUGAAGCACAGUGAGGUCUCGGUGGUGAUAGACGAUGUCGUCUCAGUUCUCCCGCAGCAAGGAGCAGCCAGGAAGCAGGAGGGUGCUCCCCGACCCCCUGUCCACCCCGGCCCCCGCCCCCGCCAGCAGGACCCUCAGACAUGACAGAGUAUCUCGGUUGAACUCCUCCGGAUCUGCUGACGUGUUGAAAGACAGAACUUCUGACUCGUACGCUGAACGCAGGGAGAACAGACUCGCUGCUCGCAGGGCAGAGCAGGAGGCAGCUGGCUCCGGUAACUAUAAGAAGAUGUAUGAGGAGGCCUUGCUGACCAAUGAGAGGCUGAAAACUCGCCUGGAAGGAAGUAAACAGGAACUAGUCAUGAUGCAGACCCAGCUGGAACGAGCCAAUCAGAGGAAAGGGAGGGGAGUGGAGUCCUGUAGGUCAAACAUCCAACUUGAGACAGAAAAGAAGGAAAGGCGUGCUUUGGAGAGAAAUAUUUCCGAUAUGGAGGAAGAGAUAAAGGUACAGACAGACCUAAAGAUGGAGAAUCAGAGACUGAAAGACGAGAACGGAGCGUUGAUCAGAGUCAUCAGCAAACUGUCCAAGUGAGAGGAGGAGGAGGAGAAAGUAAAGGAAGCAAAAGAGGAAUUACAAAUCCAAGAGAAGGAGGAAAGAGAGGAGGGGUGUUAUCUACCACCACAGUACAGCACCACCACACUCACUGCUGCCUCUAUAGUAGCAGGUUCACUCACAUCCCUCUCCACCCUCCUGGUCUCUCCACGCUCCUGGUCUCCCCACCCUCCUGGUCUCUCCACACUCUAGUGUCUCCACUCUCUGGUCUCUUCACCUUCUGGUC